This is a messenger RNA of Engraulis encrasicolus (European anchovy), 5442 nucleotides long. Its product is annotated as ATP-binding cassette sub-family C member 4-like. The transcript has 31 exons. Gene Ontology annotation, cellular component: plasma membrane. Gene Ontology annotation, molecular function: ATP hydrolysis activity; ATP binding; ABC-type transporter activity. The record is from RefSeq and is a predicted model, not a curated record. Gene Ontology annotation, biological process: transmembrane transport. The coding region runs from base 128 to 4183 and encodes 1351 amino acids. NCBI's taxonomy places the organism in Eukaryota, Metazoa, Chordata, Actinopteri, Clupeiformes, Engraulidae.
AUUAGCCGGUGCGGUGGCUGACCGGUAUGAAUUCCACCCCUGUAAUGCGGUUCGUGGAUAAGUUAUUCAGGAACAAAAUAUGGUAAAGAAACGUAUAUGGCAGUUGACAAGAAUUUCAAGAUAGACCAUGGCAAUGCCGCGGAAAGAACUGAAGCCUAAUCCUUCCGCAUCAGCUAAUCUCCUCUCUCAGAUUUUCUUCUGCUGGCUCAACCCCCUAUUUCGUGUCGGAUAUGCUCGGAGGCUGCAGGAGCAUGACAUGUACCAGGUGUUGCCCGAGGAUGAGUCUGAAUGGCUGGGGGAGAGACUGCAACAGCUGUGGGACAAAGAGGUUCAGAAGGCUGCAAAAGACUUUCGUUCCCCCAGACUUGGCAAAGUUCUCAUACAAUGCUACUGGAGAGCCUAUACUGUUUUUGGAGUUUACACCUUCAUAGAGGAGGUAAUAAAAGUGAUUCAACCGGUGCUACUAGGAAAGCUGAUUCAGUAUUUUGAAAGGUAUGAUUCGAAUGACAUGGCCGCCCUGCAUGAGGCUUACUGGUAUGCGGUGGGCAUCUCCGUCACCACCAUCACAUUGGCCAUCCUGCACCACCUCUACUUCUACCAUGUGCAGCGCGCAGGCAUGAAGAUACGAGUGGCCGUGUGUCACAUGGUCUACCGGAAGGCUCUUUGCCUCAACAGCACAGCCAUGACCAAAACAACCACGGGACAAAUUGUAAACCUCCUGUCAAAUGAUGUCAACAAGUUUGAUGAGGUUACCAUUUUCCUGCACUACCUCUGGGUUGGACCCAUGCAAGCGGUGGCGGUGACUGUAUUACUAUGGGUAGAGGUUGGACCUUCGUGCCUUGCAGGGAUGGCAGUGCUGCUCCUUCUAAUGCCAGUGCAAACCAUGUUUGGACAACUCUUCUCAAAAUUUAGGGGGAAAACUGCCAUGCACACAGACAGUAGAAUUCGGAUCAUGAACGAGGUGGUGUCUGGAAUCCGUAUCAUUAAGAUGUACGCUUGGGAGAAGCCAUUCGCCGCGCUGGUCAGUGAAGUCAGAAGGAAAGAAAUCUCUAACAUCUUGAACAGUUCCUACCUUCGUGGUCUGAACAUGGCGGCUUUCUAUGUGGCCAGCAAGAUCAUAGUCUUCCUCACGUUUGCCGUCUAUGUGUUGAUGGGGAAUGAAGUCUCCACCAGCAGUGUGUUCGUGGUCAUGUCUCUCUUUGGGGCAGUGAGGCUUACCGUCACGCUGUUCUUCCCCUCGGCCAUAGAGAAGGUGGCGGAGGCUCGCAUCAGCAUCAGGAGAAUCAAGGCGUUUCUCCUCUUGGAUGAAAUUGGUUUCCAGACUGUCUGCCAGCCGGUCAUUGACAAGGCGGAGUGCAUGGUCGAGAUUCAAGAUCUGGUGUGCUACUGGGACAAGACGCUGGAGGCACCGACGCUUCAGAACCUGUCUUUCACUGUGAAGUCGGAGCAGCUCCUUGCCGUCAUUGGACCAGUAGGAGCUGGAAAGUCCUCUCUACUGAGCACCAUUUUAGGAGAGCUGCCCCAGGAGAGAGGGGUGGUCAAAGUGAAAGGGGAGCUGACUUACGCCUCCCAGCAGCCCUGGAUUUUCCCAGGAACCAUCAGGAGCAACAUCCUAUUCGGCAAGGACCUCAACCCCCAGAGAUAUGAAAGGGUCCUUCGAGCAUGUGCUCUUAAGAGAGACACGGAGCUGCUGCCAAACGGGGACCUGGAGGUGGUGGGAGACAGAGGGUCCAACCUGAGUGGAGGCCAGAGGGCCAGAGUCAACCUUGCCAGAGCCGUCUAUCAGGACUCGGAUAUCUACCUGCUGGACGAUCCACUCAGCGCAGUAGAUGCCGAAGUCGGGAAACACCUUUUUGAACAGUGUAUCUGUGGAGUGCUUAAGAAGAAGCCUCGCAUCCUGGUCACACAUCAGUUGCAGUACCUGAAAGCAGCCGAUCAGAUCCUGGUCCUGAAGGAGGGUCACAUGGUGGCUCGUGGCACGUACUCUGAGCUGCUGAGCUCCGGCGUGGACUUCACAACACUGUUGAAGAGGGAGGAGGAUGAGGAGGCCCAGACUCCGGAGCCCGGCGCCGGCCAUGACACCCUGGGCCUCUCCCCGGCCAGCCGCACCCUCUCCCAGAGCUCCGUGCCCUCGCUCUCCUCCUCCGUGCUCUCAAUCAUGGACGCCACGGACCAAUGCAUGCUUGAGGGUACAGUGGAGGAGGAGAGUCGUUCGGAGGGCACCGUAGCUAUCAGCCUGUAUGUGAAGUACUACAGGGCUGGUGCUAACGUGUGUGUGCUGCUCAUCCUGGUCAUGCUUAAUCUGCUCGCCCAUAUUACAUAUGUCCUUCAAGAUUGGUGGUUGGCAUACUGGGCCUCCAAGCAGGAGCAUCUCAAUGUCAUGCGGCGCAUCCUCAAUGGCCACAAUGUCACCCAGCCCGUCCUCAAUGGCCACAAUGCCACGCGCCACCUGGACCUUGACCUCUACUUGGGUGUUUACGCAGGUUUGACGGGUGCGUCGGUGCUGUUUGGGUUCCUGCGUAGCCUGGUGUUCUUCGGCGUGCUGGUGCGUGCGGCUCAGGCGCUACACGAUCGCAUGUUCUCCAGCAUCCUGCGCACGCCGCUCCUCUUCUUCGAUGCCAACCCCAUCGGAAGAGUCCUCAACCGCUUCUCUAAGGACAUUGGCCAGGUGGACUCUCUCCUGCCGUGGACGUUUGUGGAUUUCAUCCAGGUGUUUCUGCAGAUCCUGGGCGUGAUCAUCGUGGCCACCGUCAUCAUCCCCUGGAUCCUCCUUCCCAUCAUCCCCCUGCUCGCCGUCUUCCUCUACCUACGCCGCUACUUCCUGUCCACCUCGCGAGAAAUCAAGCGGCUGGAGUCCACAACACGUAGUCCAGUCUUCUCCCAUCUGUCGUCUUCUCUGCAAGGCCUAUGGACCAUCCGUGCCUUUAGAGCCCAGCACAGGCUCCAGCAGACCUUCGAUGCCCAUCAGAACGUACACUCUGCUGCCUGGUUUUUAUUCCUGACCACCUCCCGCUGGUUCGCUGUGCGGCUGGAUGCCCUGUGUUCCGCAUUCGUCACCAUCACCGCCUUCGGUUGCCUCUUCCUCAGAGACGAGCUGGAGGCGGGAGGCGUGGGCCUGGCCCUGUCCUACGCCAUCAGCCUGGUCGGGAUGUUCCAGUGGGGCGUGCGGCAGAGCGCCGAGGUCGAAAAUAUGAUGACGUCAGUGGAGCGUGUGGUGGAGUACGCUGAGCUGGAGAGCGAGGCGCCUUGGGAGACGGACAAGAUGCCGCCGCCCGAUUGGCCGCACCGGGGCCUCAUCACCUUCGAGCAGGUCAACUUCUCCUACAGCAAGAACGGGCCCCUGGUGCUCAAGAACAUCACGGCCACCAUCAAGCCCAACGAGAAGGUGGGCAUCGUGGGUCGGACGGGGGCUGGGAAGAGCUCUCUCAUCUCGGCGCUGUUCCGCCUGGCCGAGCCGCAGGGCAGCAUCCUCAUCGACGGCGUCCUGACCUCGGAGAUCGGCCUGCACACCCUGCGCCAGAAGAUGUCUAUAAUACCACAGGACCCGGUUCUCUUCACGGGCACCAUGAGGAAGAAUCUGGACCCUUUCAGCCAGCACACAGACGAGGACCUGUGGAAUGCGCUCCAAGAGGUGCAGCUGAAGGCUGUGGUGGAGGAGAUGCCGGGUCAGAUGGAGACGGUGCUGGCGGAGUCGGGCUCCAACUUCAGCGUGGGCCAGAGGCAGCUGGUGUGUCUGGCCCGCGCCGUCCUCCGGAGGAACCGCAUACUCAUCAUCGACGAGGCCACCGCCAACGUUGACCUCAGGACGGACGAGCUCAUCCAGAGGACCAUUCGGGAGAAGUUUAAGGAAUGCACUGUCCUCACCAUCGCCCAUCGUCUCAACACCAUCAUCGACAGUGAUCGCAUCCUGGUUCUGAGCGCGGGCCGUAUCCAGGAGUACGCGGAGCCCUAUGUGCUGUUGCAGGACCGGGAGGGCAUCUUCUAUAAGAUGGUCCAGCAGGCGGGCAAGGCGGAGGCCACCGCCCUGCACCACACUGCCAAACAGUCUUUCAUGAAGAACAACAGUGCGCGCAUGGUGAAUGGCCUUCUGAAGCCAAGCAGACGUCAGGGUGGCAGUGCUGGAGGUGGAGGAGGCGGAGGUGGAGGCGGAGGGGGUCUGGUGCUGUUUGAGUCUGCACUGUAGAGGCCCAGGAGGCCGGUGGUCCAGGACAGGGCCACUGCACACGUCCGCUGACCCAGGGGACCAAGAGGAUCCGGAGCAAGCCAACGUGUCUCCAGCCAGCUGUGUAGCCUCUUGCACUCACUCCGCGACACGUCUUCACCUAGUGAUUGAGGUAUAGCGCAGUCCUUUGACUUAGACAACCAUGGUGGCACGGCUGUCUUCAGCCCAGCCUAGGCCCCCAUGGCGUACUGCACUGUAGACACGAUAGCGCCAGAUGCGUAUGAAAUGGCAAGGAGUUAUUAAAGAAAGCAUGCAGCAAGCUAAGGUAACGAGCAAGUGCCUGAAAUCCACCGCCUGUGCCACAUGCAUUUGUUUGCUGUUUGUAGGUUCCUCUCAUAGAUAUGAGGUGCAAUCUGUUUCAGGCGUAAUUUUUGCUGUCUCUGUGUUGACCACGAGGCAUCUGAUCACCAGACAGUACAGACUGCAGUAGGGUUGCCAACUGUCCCUUGAAAUACGGAAUCGUCCUGUAUUUAGAAAUAAAAGUAUGCUUCCGUGUUGUGCUGAAAUGGGAUGGAAUUUGGUUAAAAUGCAGGAAAUUGCAUCAAAGAAAUACAUUUAUUUUCGGGGUUAGGACUCCCAGACCGCAUGUGACAAGACAGUUGGCAACCCUAGUACAGACACCUGUUUUAUAUUAUUUCGAAUGAAUGCAAUCAUAUCAGUUCAGGCUACAAUUGAAUCUUAAAGACGGCUGGAUACCAAUGAUGCAUGCUGCAGCACUUCAAAUCCACUUUAAAGUAUGUUUCAUCGUGAAAUGCAUGAGAGGGGACUUCAUUGUCCAGACAGGCAGGCAAAGCUAGAAACAUUGUGCCUUGACCCUCUCACAAAUUGCACAUUCAUUCAUGCUGGCCCUUGGCUCUUACAAUGACCAAAGUAGUCAUUAGCCAUCCGAACUGUAAACAGCUCUUUAUCUGUCUUACUACCUCUGUUUUCAGAGAUGGACUGUGCCACUCAGGGGGUGUUUUGCCAGUCAGGUAGUAGGUGACUACAGUGUGUUCAUCAGCUAUUAAAGGAAGUCUCCUUUUCACAAAAAAGUCACCAUAUCUUUUCAACACAUAUAUCCCACAAAAAUGCAAGUGUCCCGAAAGGUGUAGUUUUUGCUCGUCAUGCUGGCAGCAUCACUCUUAUGAAAGAAAAACUGUGUAAACUGUGAUUAACAAUCCCAAAUGUGACUUGAAUACCAUGAUAGAGCAAAUAAAUCUGAGCUGAAUAGUGCAAUACAA